AGGAGGAGGGGGCUGUUGCCCAAUCCUGAUCAUUUUCAGUAAAAGUGAAGCGAGAAGUGCGAAGCCUAGAGAGAAGAGGACUGCCACAGCAGUGAACCUGACACUGUGUUGAAGGAAGGGACACUUUGUCUUUUGUCCAGGCGUCUGUUGUUUUCACCGGUGUCUGUUGUUUCCAGCACAGCCAGCCACCAUGCCCACUGAUGCUCAAAGUGACGCUCGCUCCUUCCUGACAGAGGAGAUGAUUGCAGAGUUCAAGGCCGCCUUCGACAUGUUCGACACCGACGGUGGCGGUGAUAUCAGCACCAAGGAGUUGGGUACCGUGAUGAGGAUGCUGGGUCAGAACCCAUCAAGAGAGGAGUUGGACGCCAUCAUUGAGGAGGUGGAUGAAGAUGGCAGCGGUACCAUCGACUUUGAGGAGUUCCUGGUCAUGAUGGUACAACAGUUAAAGGAGGACCAGACUGGAAAAAGUGAAGAGGAGCUGUCUGAGUGCUUCCGUAUUUUCGACAAGAAUGGAGAUGGUUUCGUCGACCGCGAGGAGUUUGGAUACAUCCUCAAUCUCACCGGAGAGUCGGUCACAGAAGAAGACAUUGACGAGAUGUUUGGAGAAUCUGACACAAACAAAGAUGGAAAGAUUGACUUUGACGAGUUUCUGAAAAUGAUGGAGAACGUCCAGUAAUCAGCCGCCUCUACAUUCCCAUGUUGGGAGAGAAUGUAAAAGCAAAAUUCUGGAAUUAUCUGCGCAUUCACGAAUGUGACGUAGGUCAUGAGGCAUCUAAGUGGACAUGAGUAAAAUGCUUUUUAAACCCCUCCUCGCCUCCCUCCUGUCACCCUCCCCUUCCCAAAUGAAACCUCAGGACUUGGUGGUGAUCUCUAUAAAUACCCUCUUCAAACCAUUUAAGACGAAGCCACUUUCUCCCCUGCCGACUCCUUGCGUGGCCCACCCAGCUGUCCACCGGGCAGCUGCCGUUUCCUUAGAAAUGCUACACCACCCUUCUUCAACCCCAGUGCUCAUCCACCCACCCACUCCCCCUGAACCCACCUCGCCUUCAAAUUGGAUCUGAGCUUUAUAAAUAAAUCAACUCUCUUU
Messenger RNA from Cynoglossus semilaevis (tongue sole), 1087 nucleotides. Its product is annotated as troponin C, skeletal muscle. Gene Ontology annotation, molecular function: calcium ion binding. Gene Ontology annotation, cellular component: myosin II complex. The transcript has 6 exons. The record is from RefSeq and is a predicted model, not a curated record. NCBI's taxonomy places the organism in Eukaryota, Metazoa, Chordata, Actinopteri, Pleuronectiformes, Cynoglossidae. The coding region runs from base 191 to 676 and encodes 161 amino acids.